AUGUCGCAGCCAUCACAAGCACUUCAAAUACGCACGAGCGAUGGCAUCGUCUUUGAUGUGUGUCUCGAGGUCGCCCAGCAAAUGGGUUUGACCCACAGCUGGCUGCAGUCGGAGCGCGGAGAUUUGAAAGGCAACGAUGGCCCCGAUGACGAUGCCAAUGUGAUGCCACUGAACCGAGUUAGGUCCGAUAUAUUUAAGCUCGUCCUCGACUGGUGCCAGGCCGUGCAAACAGUGGACGCGCCAUUGGAACACAAGGAAAUGCUGCAGUAUCAACGUUCCCUAUUCCAGCGCAUUCUCACCGAAUCGAAUGCCACCGACUCGACCAUAUUUGAGCUGAUCAUUGCGGCCGACUAUCUGAACAUUGACGGUCUCCUGCAGGCGGGCACUCAGCAUGUCGCCGAUGUGAUCAAUGGUUGUGACAGCGUCGAGGCAAUUAGAGAGCGCUUUCAUAUCAUGUACGAGGGCGAAAUAGACGAAUAA
Messenger RNA from Drosophila novamexicana, 480 nucleotides. RefSeq names its product S-phase kinase-associated protein 1. Bases 1 to 480 code for a protein of 159 amino acids. Gene Ontology annotation, biological process: SCF-dependent proteasomal ubiquitin-dependent protein catabolic process. The transcript has a single exon. The record is from RefSeq and is a predicted model, not a curated record. Gene Ontology annotation, molecular function: cullin family protein binding. NCBI's taxonomy places the organism in Eukaryota, Metazoa, Arthropoda, Insecta, Diptera, Drosophilidae. Gene Ontology annotation, cellular component: cytoplasm; nucleus.